Messenger RNA from Erpetoichthys calabaricus (reedfish), 5957 nucleotides. RefSeq names its product volume-regulated anion channel subunit LRRC8D-like. The coding region runs from base 162 to 2675 and encodes 837 amino acids. The transcript is spliced from 5 exons. The record is from RefSeq and is a predicted model, not a curated record. NCBI's taxonomy places the organism in Eukaryota, Metazoa, Chordata, Cladistia, Polypteriformes, Polypteridae. Gene Ontology annotation, molecular function: protein binding.
CUUUUCCGGCUUGAUUAGCCGGAGGAGUUGAACUUGGAGUGGACAAGACGUGCGGUCGUUCGGACGGAGUGCACCUGGACGUGACGAUGAAGAAGUGGGAUCUGCUCUGCGGGCAGCUGGGCACGUGAAGUAACGGAGGUCCCGGUGGAGCCACAAGCGACAUGUUUGCCCUCAGUGAGCUUUCCUCCCUCAGUGAGACUCAGACCACCUUUAAGAUCCUGAAGCCAUGGUGGGAUGUCUUUAUGGAGUAUCUAGUCUUCGUCAUGCUCAUGGUUUCCAUUUUCGCCGGGACCUUGAUGAUCUCCAAGGACCAGGUCGUCUGCCUUCCCCAGGACUAUGACACCCCAACUAAUGCCAGCACUCCAACCCCUGGUCCUCAAACCAAGACAUCUGUCGCCCCAAAGGCGGCCCCCACCCAAGCGCCAGCCCAAGGUGGGCGCCCGACGAACCUCGACUACCAGCAGUACAUCUACAUCAGCCAUGUGUGCUACCAGAAGGCCAUCCCCUGGUACUCGCGCUACUCCGCUUACGUCAUUCUCAUCCACUCCAUCCUCUUGAUGGUCAGCAGCAACUUCUGGUUCAAGUACCCCAAGACGUCCUCCAAGAUCGAGCACUUCAUCUCCAUCCUGGGGAAGUGCUUCGAGUCACCCUGGACUUCCAAGGCUCUCUCCGAAACGGCGUGCGAGGAAUCGGAAACCUGCGCCGCCAUGGAGAGGCUCAUGUUCUCCAGCACGCCAUCCAAGAGUCGAGGGGCCAAUGUCUUCGAGCAAGGAUAUGGGAGACUGAGUAAAGAUUUGGGAGCGGGUACACCGCUAUGGGCCAGGGCCAGCAUGCCACAGCUAGCCAGAAUGAGUUGUGCUGCUGCUGCUGCUGCUCCUCCUUCUCCAGUGGACAACCCCGUGACUUCGGGACCACCUUCUAUGACGAUCCUGGACAAGAAGGACGGGGAGCAGGCCAAGGCGCUUUUUGAGAAGGUGCGCAAGUUUCGCAUGCACACGGAGGAUGGAGAUCUGGUCUACAAGAUCUACGUGGGCCAGACGCUAUUCAAGGUGCUGAAGUUCCUCCUCAUCCUGGGCUACAUGUCCACCUUUGUGAAGUCCAUCACCUUUGAGCACGUCUGUCGCCCCCACAUCCGCAACCUGACGGGCUACAGCGAGUUCUUCUGCACACACAACAUGGCCUUCAUGCUGCGCAAGCUCCUCAUCACCUACAUGGCUCUGGUCUGUCUCUAUGGACUCACCGGCAUCUACACUCUCUUCUGGAUCUUCCGCAGGUCCCUGAAGGAGUACUCCUUUGAGAAGCUGCGGGAGGAGAGCGGCUUCAGCGACGUUCCCGACGUCAAGAACGACUUUGCGUUCCUCCUUCACAUGGUGGACCAGUACGAUCAGCUCUACUCCAAACGGUUUGCCGUCUUCCUGUCGGAGGUCAGCGAGAACAAGCUUCUGGAGGAGAACCUCAACCAUGAGUGGAGCUUCGACAAGCUGCGGCAGCACGUGUGCCGCAACGUGCAGGGAAAGCUGGAGCUGCAGCUCUUCAUGCUGUCCGGCAUCCCCAAGGCCAUCUUUGAAAUGACCGACCUGGAGGUGCUCAAGUUGGAACUGAUCCCCGAAGCCAAGCUGCCCGCCAAAAUCUCCCAGAUGUCCUCCUUGCGUGAAAUCUACCUGUACCACUGUCCGGCCAAAGUGGAGCCCAUUGCCUUCAGCUUUUUGCGAGAUCACCUCAAGGUCCUUCACGUGAAGUUCACCGACAUCGACGAGAUUCCUUCGUGGAUCUACUCUCUACGGGGUCUGGAGCAGCUUUACCUGUCUGGGAAUUUGAAUUCGGAAAACAACAAGGUGAUUGCCCUGGACUCUCUGAGAGAGCUGAAGCACUUAAAGGUCCUUCAUCUGAAGAGCAACAUUACCAAGGUGCCAUCGGGGCUGGUGGAGGUGGCCAGCCAUCUGACGGGACUGUCCAUCCAGAACGAUGGCGCCAAACUGCUCGUUCUCAGCAACCUGAAGAAAGCGGGCAACUUGACGGAGCUGGAGCUGCUGCACUGCCAGCUGGAGCGCAUUCCUCACGCCAUUUUCAGCCUGUCCAACCUUCAGAAGCUGGACCUCAAGGGGAACGCCAUCUGCACCAUCGAGGAGAUUGUCAGUCUGCAGCACCUCCGGCGGCUGACCUGCCUCAAGCUCUGGCACAACAGCAUCAUCUCGGUGCCUCUGGCCAUCGCUCUGGUCCGAAAUCUCGAGUACCUCACUCUCUCCCACAACUGCCUGACCAGCGUCCCUGUGGCUCUGUUCACUCUCAAGAAGCUGAGACACCUGGACCUCGGGAGCAACCUCAUCGUCGGCCUGCCCAAGGAAGUGGGAGAGCUGGACAUGCUCAAUUACUUCUCCAUCAGCAACAACAAACUGGAGGCGGUGCCUCCCGAGUUAUUCCAGCACUGCUCCAAGCUGAAGACCCUCAGCCUAGCGGACAACUGUCUGACCGCCAUCCCACCUGACGUUGGCCUGCUCCUUCAGAUCACCUACCUGGACCUGCAAGGGAACAGUCUAGAGUCCCUGCCCGUGGAGCUGGCUGGCUGCAUCAUGCUGAAGAAAGCCGGCUUCCUCGUGGAGGAUGAGCUCUUCAACACCCUGCCCUCCGAUGUCCGGGAGAAUUUCCUGGAGACAGACUAUUCAUCCCCGGUGUGAGUCGAAAAGUGUUGGGACCUCUAGACUUGGAAGCCCUCCUUGUAGCUUUAGAUUGUGGUCUUCAGUAGCCGAGUCCAUCCCAGUAAUAGUGGACCACAAAUUCCAAGUUUAUAAGAAAAUGAGAUUCAUCCCACCGAAUCCAAAUCCAAAUGUAUGGAAAGCUGCACUGGAAGUGUUGCAGCUGGAUGGCUGGUGGUCUCAUCUUAUGGAGACAAACGAGCUGAGUCAACAACGUCCCGCUCUGAUUUAUCCUACUGAAUGUAAACUCUAUGCUGUCAAAUAUUACAACAGGGUGGAACUUGGAUCUUGGGGAGAUAAACAAGUUGUCACAUCAAAUCUGAGAUCAUUCCAAAGUGGAUUUAUUCUAAUAAAUCCAUUUCCCACUCUUGGAAGAGUGCACUGUAAAUUUUGCAUCUAGCAGGAAAUCCAGUCUUACGGACACAAAAAAGUCGUGAUAACAAAGUCCAGUUAAUUUCAACACGGAUUUAUCCCACUGAAUCCAAAUCCUGUGCUUGGAAAGGCUCACUGUAAAUUGAGCAGCAGGCUGGAAAUCGGAUCUUGUGGAGACAAACACGUUGUUGCACCAAAUUCCAGUUAAUUCCAAAAUGAAUUCAUCCCAAUAAAUCUAAAUGCCACUCUUGGAAACGUACACUGAACAUUUUGGGGUCUGGUCGGUAGUCGGAGCUUAUGGAGAGAAAGAAAUCGUGACGACAAACUCCGAGUAAUUCCGGCCUUAAUUCUAACUGAAUCCAAAUCUUAUGCUUGGAAAAGCAUCCCUGUAAAUUUUGUAGCUUGCUGAAAGUUGAAAUUUAUGGAGGCCAAGAAGCCAUGAUGACAAAAUCCAGUAAAUCCAACCCUGAAUUAUCCUACUGAAUUGAAAUCUUACAUUUGGUUUUACAUUCAAUUUUACUUUAAAUUUUGUAGCUGGUAAGAAGUCGGAUUUUAUGGAGGCAAACAAUCCAUGCUGACAAAAUCCAGUUAAUUCCUACUGGGAUUUAUCCUACUGAUUCCAAAUCCUAUGCUUGGAAAAGGUCAUUUUACAUUUUGUAGCUGGCUGGAAAUUGGAAUUUAUGGAGGCAAAGAAGCCACGAUGACAAAAUCCAGUUAAUUCCAACUGGGAUUUAUCCUACUGAAUUGAAAUACUACACUUGGAUUUAAAUUUUCUACAAACAAUUUUAAUUUGAAUUUUGUAGCUGUCUGGAAAUCGAUUUUUAUUGAGGAAAAGAAUCUAAUGACAAAGUUCAGUUAAUUCCAGAUUUGUCCUACUGAAUGUAAAUCCUGUGCUUGGAAAUGUUUACUGCAGACGUUGUAACUGGUAGAAGUCAGGUUUUGUGGAAGCAAGCAAGCCUUGAUAACCAAUUCCAGUUAAUUCCAACUGGGAUUUAUCCUACUGAUUCCAAAUCCCACACUUGGAAAAGUUCACUGUAAAUUCUGUAGCUGGCAGGAAGAUGGAAUUUAUGGAGGCAAAGAAGCCACGAUGACAAAAUCCAGUUAAUUCCAACUGGGAUUUAUCCUACUGAAUCCAAAUCCUACACUUGGAUUUACAUUAAAUUUUUACAUUCAGUUUUACUUUAAAUUUUGUAGUUGGCAAGAAGUCAGAUUUUAUGAAGGCAAAGAAUCUGAUGACAAAGUUCAGUUAAUUCCAUAUUUAUCCUACUGAAUGUAAAUCCUACGCUUGGAAAAAGUUCACUGUAAAUUCUGUAGCUGGCUGGAAGAUGGAAUGUAUGGAGGCCAAGAAGCCAUGAUGACAAAAUCUAGUAAAUCCAACCCUGAAUUAUCCUACUGAAUCCAAAUCCUACGCUUGUAUUUACAUUCAAUUUUUACAUUCAAUUUUACUUUAAAUUUUGUAGUUGGCAAGAAGUCGAAUUUUAUGGAGGCAAACAAUCCAUGCUGACAAAAUCCAGUUAAUUCCAACUGGGAUUUAUCCUACUGAUUCCAAAUCCUAUGCAUGGAAAAGGUCAUUGUAAAUUAUGUAGCUGGCUGGAAAUUGGAAUUUAUGGAGGCAAAGAAGCCACGAUGACAAAAUCCAGUUAAUUCCAAUUGGGAUUUAUCCUACUGAAAUGAAAUCCUGCACUUGGAUUUUACUUUAAAUUUUGUAGCUGUCCGGAAUUCGAUUUUUAUGUAGGCGCAGAGUCUAUGAUGACAAAGUUCAGUUCAUUCCAGAUUUAUCCUACUGAAUUGAAAUCAUGCACUUGGAUUUGCAUUAAAUUUUUACAAACAAUUUUUAUAUAAAUUUUGUAGCUGUCCAGAAUUCGAUUUUAAUGGAGGCGUAGAAUCUGUGAUGACAAAGUUCAGUUAAUUCCAGAUUCAUCCUACUGAAUGUCAAUCCCACUCUUGUUAAAUUGCACUAUAAAUACUUCAGCAGGCUUAAACUCUGCUCUCAUGGUAAGAAACAAGAUGUCACAUCAAAUGUCAUGUAAUUCCUACCUGGAUAUUUCCCACUGAAUCCAAAUCCCAUGCUUGGAUAGAUGCACUUUAAAUAUGGCGAGAGCUGGCUGGCAGUCGGACCUUCUAUUGGCAAACAAUCCCUGAUGACAAAUUCCAGUUCAUUGCCACCCAGGGUUAUCCCACCGAAUCCAAAUCCCACACUUGGAAAGGUUGCUGCUGGCUAAACUGUCCAGUCUUAAGGAGACAAACCCGUCGUGACAACAAAGUCCUGUUAGCUCCAACCGAGACUUCGGAGACUUGAUAACACCGCACCUUAAAUUUGGUAGCCGGCCGGACAUCGGAUCUUGUGGAGGCGUUCAGGUUGUGACUCUGGAAGCAGAUUGCAGUAAGAACCUCUCUCUCUCUCUCUCCUCAGGUGGACUGGCAUCUCGCCCAGGGUGUCCUUUUCUGCCUUGUGUCCAGUUUGCAGUUCUGAAAAUGGACCCGACCAUCUGUGACAAUUCAGGACCAGCCUUUGCCACGGAGAUCUGUCCGGUUUGAACUGUCCAUCGCGUCCCUUCGUUUGAUGUGUAUGGUGACUCUGGAUGAGAAAAUCUGCCACCUGGCAUCGAUGCCAUUUGAUUUUGCACAUUUUGGCCACCAAGUGUCCUUAGGCUCUCCUACUGGCUUGACAUUCUUUCAUUGUUGCCUUCAUUUUGCCGGUGCCGCCUGGGAUUUAGGGAAUAUUUGCAUUGCUAUCUUGGAGUGGAUGCCAGUUGUUUCUUUUUCCAUUUGCAUCCCAGCCCGAAGUGACCGCCUCGGCAAUUUACAAUGGAGUUCCCACAGCACCCUGUCCUAGGGGGCCGAAGGCAUUCUCGUAACUUUAAAAAUAAAUCAAAUUCCCACGGGAAAAAA